CCACAUUUCUUCCAAUAAGGGAGUGUGAAGUUAGGGAGGAUAAGCUCGAUGAGAAGGUAAGCAAAUUAAAAGAAAUUAAUCAAAUCCUAUUUUUUUCUGCAAUUUCUUUUUGAUUAAAUUCCCGACAUUCACUAUAGUCGCAUUAAAUUAAAUCAAAUUAAAUUAAAAUAUCUACCCCCUUCUAAAAUUCUUUUUAUCUCUCUCAAUUAUGAUUCGUUCAUCUCCCUUUCACUCUCCUUUUUAACACCUCAAAACCUCAGUUCUAAGAAGCGGCGGAGAUGGCGGUUUCUGAUGCAGUAAUUGGCAAUUUAACGACGAUCUACGUGGCAGUGAUCGCAGUAAUUAAGGCGUACUGUCUGGUAUGUGGACAGAGUUUCAGCGGCGGAAUUGUGCUGAUUUUGUCUACUACUGUUGUUGGUUUGAUCUUGAUUGGCUCGCUUACAUGGGACGUUUCUCGAAAAGCUACGUAUGCAAUUUCGCGAGAUCAUCACAAUAACAAUUUCCAUUCUCACGAGAUGUGUAAGGGCGGAAUUUGCUGGCAUGGAGUGGCCGUCCGGUCGCCGGCUUCUCAGGUCCGAUUCAGACUGCCUCAACAUCAGCAGCAGAAUCACUACGCCCCUCUAUGAAUUGAAACCGCAAUUUAAUUAUAAGGGGGAAAUUGGAGAAGAAUAGUUUUGCUUACGGUGUUUUUGUAGAUUUUGGGGGUUUUGUUAGAUAAAAAGAAAAAUUAGAGAUAUAUCAAUAUUAAGAAUGUGCAUAAAUAAUCAAAAAUUUGAUACGUUUUGGUUGGUCAUCCAUGUUUUAAGUUGUUGUUAAUAGAGGUGAAUUGGAUGCUCUUUGCUCU
Mercurialis annua (annual mercury) is the source of this 844-nucleotide messenger RNA. RefSeq lists its product as uncharacterized. NCBI's taxonomy places the organism in Eukaryota, Viridiplantae, Streptophyta, Magnoliopsida, Malpighiales, Euphorbiaceae. Bases 279 to 626 code for a protein of 115 amino acids. The transcript has a single exon. The record is from RefSeq and is a predicted model, not a curated record.